Frankliniella occidentalis (western flower thrips) is the source of this 4133-nucleotide messenger RNA. RefSeq names its product ATP-citrate synthase (gene ATPCL). Gene Ontology annotation, molecular function: ATP citrate synthase activity. The transcript has 20 exons. The record is from RefSeq and is a predicted model, not a curated record. The coding region runs from base 163 to 3450 and encodes 1095 amino acids. Gene Ontology annotation, biological process: citrate metabolic process; fatty acid biosynthetic process; acetyl-CoA biosynthetic process. Gene Ontology annotation, cellular component: cytosol. NCBI's taxonomy places the organism in Eukaryota, Metazoa, Arthropoda, Insecta, Thysanoptera, Thripidae.
UCUCUGCUUAACUGUGGUGAAAGUAGAUGAGCUGUCUGUUUGAGGAAGAUUGUGUGAAUUUCCCCAGUUACUCAGCAACAUUGGGUUGUCAUAGAGUUGCAUCUAAGUGGUCUUGCGUUAAGAAAUUUUAUUGUCUACCACCGAAAACGAGAGUAAGCAACCAUGUCAGCUAAAGCCAUCCGGGAAGCAACAGGGAAGGACCUCAUCAACAAGAACCUGCCCGCCGGAACUGCUGCUGUGAAAUGCAACUAUGCAGCAAUUGAUGAGACCACAAACUGGGAUGAACUUUUGUUGAAAGAGCCAUGGCUGAAGACUCAGAAACUUGUCGCCAAGCCUGAUCAGCUCAUCAAGCGCCGUGGAAAGCUCGGUCUCAUCACAGUCAACACAGACUUUGCUGGUGCAAAACAAUGGAUUUCUCAGCGAAUGGGGAAGGACCAGCUGGUCGGAAAGGCCACUGGCAAGCUCCGUACCUUCAUCAUUGAACCCUUCAUUCCUCACAAGCCUGAUGAAGAAGCGUACGUUUGCAUCUACUCUCACCGCAACGCAGACACAAUUCUCUUCCAUCAUGAAGGAGGAGUUGAUAUUGGUGACGUUGAUGCCAAGGCCAGCCGAUUGGAGGUUCCAGUUGGUGAACCUAAUGCGGCUAGUGCGGCCAAUAUUACUGCCAAGCUUCUUACUAAGAUCCCUGCUGCCAAACAACCAAUGGUGGCAAAGUUCAUUGAAUCUCUAUACAAUCUGUACACCAACUUGUACUUCACUUACCUGGAAAUUAACCCACUUGUCAUCACUGCUGACAAAAUUUACAUCCUUGAUCUUGCGGCCAAGCUUGAUGCUACUGCAGAUUUUAUUUGCCGCUCAAAGUGGGGUGAAAUUGACUACCCUCCUCCAUUUGGACGUGACGCUUACCCAGAGGAAGCUUACAUUUCUGAUCUAGAUGCCAAGAGUGGAGCUUCCCUGAAGCUGACCAUCCUGAACAAGAAGGGACGUAUUUGGACCAUGGUUGCUGGUGGUGGUGCCUCUGUUAUCUACAGUGAUGUGAUCUGUGAUUUGGGAGGUGCAUCUGAGCUUGCUAACUAUGGAGAGUACAGUGGUGCUCCAUCAGAGCAGCAAACUUAUGAGUAUGCCAAGACUAUUCUUUCUUUGAUGACUCAAGAAAAGCACCCUGACGGCAAGGUCCUAAUCAUGGGUGGUGGAAUCGCCAAUUUUACCAAUGUUGCUGCUACAUUCAAGGGAAUUGUCACUGCCCUUCUUGAGUUCCAACCCAAGUUGGUAGAGCACAAAAUUUCCCUGUAUGUGCGACGUGCAGGCCCCAACUAUCAGGAAGGUUUGAGGCGAAUGCGUGAAGUUGGUCAGAAUCUUGGCAUUCCUCUGUUUGUGUUUGGUCCCGAAACUCAUAUGACCGCCAUUGUCGGUAUGGCUCUUGGAAAGACCCCAGUUCCCAAGCACUCAGAAGUUGAGUUCGCUACUGCCAACUUCUUGUUGCCUGGUGGCCAGGAGGAUUCUCCUCACCCAUCUAGGAGAGAGUCUUCUUCUACCGCUCCUCAGCUAGGCCGAUUACCAUCUCGUGAUUUUAGUGGAUCUGUUAAUGUAGCUGCCGCUAAAGGUGAUGCAUUCAAGCCCAUGGUUCACAAUAAGACAAAGGCUAUUAUCUGGGGCAUGCAGACCCGAGCUGUUCAGAGUGUUUUGGACUUUGAUUUCGUCUGCAGUAGACCAGAGCCUAGUGUCGUGGCAAUGGUGUAUCCUUUCACUGGUGACCACAAGCAGAAGUUCUACUGGGGUCACAAGGAAAUUCUUAUCCCUGUGUACAAAAAAAUGAGUGAUGCUGCUGCCAAACAUCAAAGUGCGGAUGUUCUUGUGAACUUUGCAUCCUUGCGGUCUGCUUAUGAGAGUACUGUUGAGGCAAUGAGCUUCCCUCAGUUCAAAACUGUUGCCAUCAUUGCUGAGGGUAUUCCUGAAAAUCAGACCCGUCAGCUCAUCAAGAUUGCCAAGCAGAAGGGUGUGUCUAUUAUUGGCCCUGCUACAGUUGGUGGUAUUAAACCAGGUUGUUUCAAAAUUGGUAACACUGGUGGUAUGAUGGACAAUAUUCUUCACUCCAAGCUGUAUCGCCCUGGAAGUGUCGCAUAUGUUUCUCGGUCCGGUGGUAUGUCAAACGAGCUGAAUAAUAUUAUUUCCAAGGCUACUGAUGGUGUUUUUGAGGGUGUGGCUAUUGGUGGUGACCGUUACCCUGGCACUACCUUCAUGGAUCACAUCAUGAGGUAUCAAGCUGAUCCUGCUGUCAAGAUGAUUGUUCUUCUGGGUGAAGUCGGUGGCACUGAAGAGUACGAAGUGUGUGAAGCUUUGAAAUCAGGACGUAUUUCUAAGCCCCUUGUGGCUUGGUGCAUUGGUACUUGCGCUGGUAUGUUUACUUCUGAGGUGCAGUUUGGCCAUGCUGGCUCAUGUGCCAACUCUGACCGGGAGACAGCAACAGCAAAGAACGAUGCCCUCAAGCAGGCUGGAGCAGCUGUUCCCGUUUCCUUUGACACUCUGGGUGAUGAGAUUCACGAAGUUUAUGCCCAGUUGGUGAAUAAUGGUACCAUUGUGCCUGCACCUGAGCAGGCUGCCCCAACUGUUCCUAUGGAUUACUCAUGGGCACGCGAACUUGGACUCAUUCGAAAACCAGCUUCAUUCAUGACUAGUAUUUGUGAUGAGAGAGGACAGGAACUUCUGUAUGCUGGCAUGCCCAUUAGUGAUGUAUUGAAGCAAAACAUGGGUAUUGGUGGUGUUGUGUCCCUGUUGUGGUUCCAGAGAAGCCUUCCUCCCUAUGUUUGCAAAUUCUUUGAGAUGUGUCUUAUGGUAACCGCUGACCACGGACCUGCAGUGUCUGGUGCCCACAACACAAUUGUCUGUGCUCGAGCUGGCAAAGAUCUAGUUUCCUCAUUAGUUUCUGGUCUUCUUACCAUUGGUGAUAGAUUUGGUGGUGCAUUGGAUGGUGCUGCUAAACAGUUCAGUGAAGCGUAUGACUCUGGUGCUAUCCCCAUGGAAUUUGUCAAUGACAUGCGAAAGAAAGGAAAACUUAUCAUGGGUAUCGGCCACAGGGUGAAAUCAGUCAACAACCCUGACAAGCGAGUACAGAUUAUCAAGGAAUUUGUCCUUGAGCACUUCCCAGCCACUCCCCUUCUUCACUACGCUCUUGAGGUAGAAAAGCUCACAACAUCUAAGAAGCCCAACCUUAUCUUAAACGUCGAUGGUGUCAUUGCUGUUUCAUUUGUUGAUCUUCUCCGUCAUUCUGGAUGUUUCUCACGGGAGGAAGCUCAGGAAUAUGUUGAGAUGGGAUCUAUCAACAGCUUGUUUGUUCUUGGACGCAGCAUUGGCUUCAUUGGUCACUACAUGGACCAGAAGAGACUGAAGCAAGGCCUGUACCGUCACCCAUGGGAUGACAUUUCUUACAUUCUACCUGAGCAGUACAACUGAACAUCUUAAAACUUAAUAAGAAUCUACCAGUACAAAUACCAUAAGGAGUGCAUAGCUACCAUUUUUAUCAAAGAAACGUUGGCUUUAAAUUUUAUUUGUAACUUGGCACUUGUAUUGCUUUGGUUGACAGUCAAUAUUAGUGACGAGUUGUUAUAUCAAGGACAAAAAUGUUUAUUGUAAGAAUGAAUGUAGCAGUUCUGUGUGUAUUGCACUCUAAAAUGCAUCAGUGUAUUUACAAGAAGUAAGUGCACCGUACCAAAUGCAUUUAUGUUUGCUCCAUGUUGGAGUGGUGUGAUGAAUCAGUCUCGGUUUGUUCCUAGCAAGCUGCAACAUUUUGUGAACAUACUAUGGGAGGAUUCAUAAUGCCAUUGUUGUGUACAUAUGCACUACAGUUUUUUGUGUAGUGUAGUGAUACUAUUUAAAAGAGCUAAUGUAGGGCGGGUGGUCAUGAGAGAGUUGACUUCCACUUACUCAGCAAGUCAAAUGGCUUGCUGUGAUCUGUUUUUAUUCAUCUGUAAAUAGGAUUGUUAGUCUGUAAUAGUGGGAGUGGACUCGUUUUUAUAACUUGGUGUAAGGCUGUUAAAAGCACAUGUCUGUGAACGAGUGACAAGUGUGGAGUAGCUCCCUUAGCCCUUUCAUCUGCUCUCUUCCACACUUUCACAAUAAAAUAACUUAUUAAAACA